Brassica napus (rape) is the source of this 1546-nucleotide messenger RNA. RefSeq lists its product as uncharacterized. The transcript is spliced from 2 exons. The coding region runs from base 303 to 665 and encodes 120 amino acids. NCBI's taxonomy places the organism in Eukaryota, Viridiplantae, Streptophyta, Magnoliopsida, Brassicales, Brassicaceae. The record is from RefSeq and is a predicted model, not a curated record.
UAAUAGUUACGCUUCCUUCGAGCUUUAAGCAUUACCGUUACGGUUGUUUAGCAAGAGAAGCCACACUCAGUAAACGUUCUCCUCAUGCCACAACGCAACCACUCCCGUUUACCUACUCAUCAUGCAAUCAUAACGGUGCUAAGAGACGCAAGAAAGCUCCACUAUUAAUCUCUAACGGAGAGCUCAACAUACCACAAGAUACUACAGAUUCUGAUGUUUCCUCGGUUAAUGGAUCACUCAAUGAAGUAUUACAAAUUGCUCUACCACAAUAUUCUGGUUCAGAUUUAUGUGAUCCUUGGUAUAUGCCUUGUGGUGAACACAUUAAUCAUCAAGCUCCUCCUACAUACGCUGCCUCCUCCGAGCUCGUGUUUGCUCCUCAAAGUUUCUUUGCCAAUUUUGGGCCUAUUCCAAUUUCUUAUCCGCCGAUCGAUGAAGGAUUGGAUUUAGAGGAAUUGACUAACAACUUCAAGCAGUAUGAGCUAUGGGGUGGUCCACAAGAAAACAACAACCUAGACGAUGUUAAUACUAUUGAUGGAUCUUCUUACGUGAUCUCACGAAGUCCGUUUGAUCCUAUCGGGAGACCUUGCAAUCCGUUUGGCCCUAUUGAACGACCCUUGCCGCAUCUUCCUUCUAGUUGUGAACUGGCAGAUUUGGGAUUUGUGUAAAAUUCAUGUUUUAUGUGUGUGUUUUGUCUCAUGAACUUAACUUUUGGUACUUUGUAUUUUCUAGAUGAGAAUCUUGUUUUUUUUUUUUUGCUUUCCUGUAGAAUCUUGGUUUACAGAAUCAAACACCAAUACAGCUGCAGAGACCACUUUUUGUUUUUGUUGCAUCAUCAAAUGUAUGUUUUAUACAAAACUAUAGUGAGAGUGUAUAGAUCUCAUGUAUGUUCUGCUUACUUAGAGCACACAUGUACGACAACUGAGAAGAUCAUCUCAUACAUGUAUGACCGCCAAAAAAACUGUCGAUACAUUGGGGUGGUCUUAAUUAAAUAACACAAGCAAAAAAUCGAAUAACAAAGGUUUCUAUUGAGAUGAACCAGUAACAGCAGCGUCAGCAGAUUGCUGAGAAGAGGAUCCUGAUUGUGCACCAAACACAGAGUCAGGUGAUGGAGCAGAGACUGAGCUUGUAGGAGAAGGAGGCUUAAUAAUCGGUACAUAUACAUACAAAACAGAAACAUCAAAGCUCAGAGAUAUUUCUCAUCAAGUAAACACCUUUGGCUGAGAUUAUCUAUUCUUGUUGGCAUUCUCUAUCCUUUUCAGGCUCUAAAAUGCUGCUGGUCUCAAAGAAGUUAAAGGAGCUAAAAAGUAUAAUCAGGACGUUCAGUAAAGAAAACUAUUCAGACUUAGAGAAGAGAGUUGCUGAGUCAUUUUCUAUAUUAAACCAUCUUUAAUUCGUUGAGGAUAUUAAACACCUUUUGAACUUUGUAACUCUAACCAAAGUUAUCAAAGUUCUUUAUUCUCACAGAUUAAAGCUUUUCUAUAUUUCGUGUGUCGAGUUUUUUUGGUCUAAAUCUAGGUUUGUGAUUUUUUAUGUUUAUGUGUAUGCA